CUGCGCCACCAUGCUCGCCUUGGAGGCCGCACAGCUCGACGGGCCACACUUCAGCUGUCUGUACCCAGAGGGCGUCUUUUAUGACCUGGACAGCUGCAAGCAUCCCAGCUACCCCGACUCAGAGGGGGCUUCUGACUCCCUGUGGGGCUGGGACCUCAGUCCAGCUGUCCCGGCCGCCUCCUAUGAAGCCUUCAACCCAGCUGUGGCUACCUUCAGCCACCCCCAGAGUGUCCAGCUCUGUUACGGACCCUCAACCUACAGCCCCGUGGGGAACCUCGACCCGGCCCCCAGCCUAGAAGCCCCGGGGCCCAGCUUCCCAGCGUACCCCACGGAGGACUUCGCCAGCCAGACCAUGGGCCCCCCGGCGUAUGCCCCAUACCCCAGCCCUGUGCUGUCGGAGGAGGAGGAUCUCCUGCUGGACAGCCCCACCCUGGAAGUUUCAGACAGCGAGUCGGAUGAGGCCCUCAUGGCUGGCCCCGAGGGGAGGGGAUCUGAGGCAGGGGCCCGCAAGAAGCUGCGCCUGUACCAGUUUCUGCUGGGGCUGCUGACGCGCGGAGACAUGCGCGACUGCGUGUGGUGGGUGGAGCCGGGCGCCGGCGUCUUCCAGUUCUCGUCCAAGCACAAGGAGCUUCUGGCCCGCCGCUGGGGCCAGCAGAAGGGCAACCGCAAGCGCAUGACCUACCAGAAGCUGGCGCGCGCCCUGCGCAACUACGCCAAGACCGGCGAGAUCCGCAAGGUCAAGCGCAAGCUCACCUACCAGUUUGACAGUGCACUGCUGCCCGCCGCCCGCCGGGCCUGAGCCCCGUGGGGUCUCUCCGGGGCGCCACGUCUGCGUCACGUUGGCGUCCCCACACCCUAGGUCAUAGGACCCGUGGAUUCCCCACACUGCGGGGGGGGGGGGCAGCUGCCUUAAUCCCUAAGCCCUGCUCAGGGCCCCUCUGGGACACUCACCCCGCACCCCAAACGUGUCUGGGGCCCCUCCAGGAUUUCCUUGUCAUGUUCAGGAUCCCCAGGAUCCUCAUGUUUUGGGUCACAGGACCCAUAGAGGACUAUACUAUAUGUCUGUGUGGAGGGGCUGGGCAGGACCGUGCUUCCAGAAUCCCAAGAGCUUCUCUGGGAUCCCCUUGUGGUGUCUGAGAUCGUCCAACCAAGCCUGGGACCUCUCUGAGCUCCCUUGUGUGUCUGAGAUUCCUUAAUCUCAUCCGGGAAGGGUGAGCCCACAGAUCAUCACACAGGGAGGGGGUUGCUGAUGGCGACCCUAAGCCCUGUCCAGCCAGGGUCUCUCUGGGAUCCCCUUCUCAUGUCUGACACUCUCCUGUCAGAUAUGAGAUCUCCUACUUAUGUCUGGGGCCUUCUGGAAACCCUUUAUCACAUCUCAGAUCUCUGUGCCCAUCUGUGACUCUCUUGUCCUGUUCCCCCAAAUACGUUUGUCAUCUUGAGAUCCCCAAUUCUCUGGAACCACUGUGCUAUCACUUUUUUUGUGUGUGUCUGGAAUUCUCCAAUCACAUCUAGGGUUCCUCUGGGAUCCUUUGGCCAUGUCUAAAAACACCCUUGUCAGGUCUAAGGGGGGACCUCAGUGAACCCUGUCUUGUCCAGGCCACCUCUGGGAUACCCUUGUCUGUCUGGGAUCCUUCCAAUCCCAUCUGGGGCCUUCCUGGGAUCCCCUAUCCGCUAGGUCCCUUUGGGGACCCCAUCAGCAGACCUGAAUUCUCACGGGGACCCUCCCUUUCCUGGGGUGCCCUCCGUAGGGCCAAGCUAGGGAUCGUUCUGGCCAGUCAACUGAUUUUCUGGGUGAUCUUGGCAGCCCUCCCAUGUCAUCUCUAACCAGAGGUCUCACAUUGGUACCCCCACCCCUCCAGAUCCCUUUGGGACAAAUCAGAUCUCUGGUGGUGGGUCCUUCUUUAGUUCACUGCAACAGUGAGGGAGAUUUUGCAUAUUCCUUUCAAACUUUGCACAAUCCAGCAAGGGUGGGCAGCUCUGCAGUGCAGAGAGGCUGGAGGAGGGGGGCAGCCACUCCUAACAGGGCACCUGUUCUCCAAUCUGUCCCAGUCCCUGCUGCCGCUGGCUGUCAGACCCCAGUGGCUUCUCUUGGUCGCCUGUUGGCCCCCAACCAUUUGCGUUUUGACCCUGGUAUGAACCCACGGAGGUGAAAUUGGGUUCACCGUGGGAGCUCUGAUUCGAACCCUGUGGGGGUGUCACAGACUGUGGGCUAAGAUGCCAGAGUCCCAGGUCCUUGAGUCUUCGUGGCUGGGGGAUCUAAGGUGAAAGACUUGCUGCUUCUGGGCCUCAGUUUGUCCCUUCUGUGAAAGGGGAGAGGAGGAGGGGGAGGAAGAUAGAAAAAGUCCCUUGCAGCCCUGCUGAGCCUUUGAUACAUCUUCUGGAAAUCUACCCCACCACCCAUUCAUUGAUGUCCAGGAGCAGGAGGACAAGGAAAGAGCUGCAAGGACCCAGACAGGGAAGAGGUCCUUAUGGGGCACAUAGCUGCUGGUAGCAGAGCCCAGGCUGGGACCUGCCCUCCAAAGGACAGCACACACACCCUCACCCUGGAAUGGGGGCAGGGUGGGAAGAGAGUGCCAGGGACGAAAUGUCCCCAGGGCCUCCUCUUGCAAAUGAGGUACCUUUUGCAAAAACUAUCUUCAUCACCCAAAGAGUGGAAUAAAAUAAAAUGAAAUAAAAUAAAAUAAAACAAAAUAAAACAAAAUAAAAUAAAACAAAACAAAGCAAAACAAAUCAAGGUAGACAGACUUCCUAGGACCCUUUGUUAGGGACGGCAAUGCUGUCUGUCGGCCCAGGCCUGCUGACCUUCAGAGACACUGCGCGGCUGCGUCGGCGAACCACAAGACAGGAGAUGAGGCGUAAGAGCCUCAGCUUUGAGCUUUGAAGGCCGCGGUAAAGGGCUUCAGAUGCAGGCACUGCUGGUUCGGUUCAAUUUCUCUCUCUCUCUCUCU
Messenger RNA from Zalophus californianus (California sea lion), 2948 nucleotides. It is a transcript of the gene SPIB, whose product is annotated as Spi-B transcription factor. Gene Ontology annotation, cellular component: nucleus. Lineage: Eukaryota; Metazoa; Chordata; Mammalia; Carnivora; Otariidae. Bases 11 to 799 code for a protein of 262 amino acids. The record is from RefSeq and is a predicted model, not a curated record. Gene Ontology annotation, molecular function: sequence-specific DNA binding; DNA-binding transcription factor activity, RNA polymerase II-specific. Gene Ontology annotation, biological process: cell differentiation; regulation of transcription by RNA polymerase II. The transcript has 6 exons.